GCCGGAAGUGACGCGCUGCGGGCGCGCCCCGGGCAUGGCGGCGGCGGAGCCCGGCAUGAAGCAGUUCAAUGGCGGCGGCGGCGGCGCGCCGGACGCGGAGCGCGGCCGCUUCCCGCACUGCGUGGUGUGGACCCCGAUCCCCGUGCUGACGUGGCUGUUCCCCAUCAUCGGCCACAUGGGCAUCUGCACCUCGGCCGGCGUCAUCCGCGACUUCGCGGGGCCCUACUUCGUGUCCGAAGACAACAUGGCCUUUGGGAAACCUGUGAAGUACUGGAAGCUGGAUCCCAGCAAAGUCUGUGCCACUGGUCCCAACGCCUGGGACACGGCCGUGCACGACGCCUCCGAGGAGUACAAGCACCGCAUGCACAACCUUUGCUGUGACAACUGCCAUUCCCACGUGGCUCUGGCCUUAAACUUGAUGAGAUAUGACAACAGCACCUCCUGGAACAUGGUGAAACUGUGCUUCUUCACACUCCUCUAUGGGAAAUACGUCAGCAUAGGGGGGUUUGUGAAGACCUGGCUGCCCUUUGUCCUCUUCCUGGGGGUGAUUGUCACCGUGGUUCUCACCCUGCACCUGCGGUGAUGGCAGCCCUGACCCCCCAGUGCCUGAGCACACAAAGGAAGAAACUGUGACUGAUCCAGCAGGAUGGAGGUGUGGCACUCUGGGAGCCUCUUCCAGGGAAGGUGGCAGCCCCACUCCAUCGUGACAGCUCAUCUUCCUCUCCUGGAGCUGGCUUCUUUUCCUCCUGUUUCUGUUCUGUCGAUGGUGUCUCCCAGUGUCAGGGGUCUGGAAGCUUCUGUCCUCUCCCUUUCUGCAGCUGGGGAGGUGGGGCUGGGAUCAGGAAAGGAGAGGGGUGGGCACCUUUGCUUUCAGUGCCAGGAGAAGCCUCAGGGCAAGCUCUGCCUCCUGCAGUGGCACAGCAGAUGCACCUUGGGAGGGUCUCUCUGGUCAGCUGCUUCCUCCUCUUCACCAGAUGCUUCCUCACUGCAUUCCCUGGCUCUCCCGUUAGGAGCUGCAGUUUUCCCUGUGGCACAUCUCUCCAGCAGCACACAUUCCAGAGGGGAGGGUGGGGUGCCCAGCACUCAGCGAUGGCCCCAGCAGUGGCAGGAGGUGUGUGGGACACUCCUGAGGGACGCUCCGUGGCAGGGCCAGCUGCCCCUAGGGAGCAGCUCAUGGCAGGGUGCACCCUUCAGGAGGCAGCCCUUCGUCCCUUUCUGCUUGUGCCAGAGAAAAUAUCAAUUCCCUGCUUCUCCCUGGGCUCUCUGUUGCUAAAUCUGGCUCUGCAGUCCUCACAAGCCACUCGUUUCCCUUUGAUCCCCCUGCUCCCAGCAGGCAGCAGCUGGGGCAGAGAGCCUGAGCCUGGGGCUGCAAAUCCUCAGUGGGAGCAGCACCUGAGCCUGGAGCUGGGGAGGGGAGGCACUGGAAGGUGCCUGUCUGGCUGGGCUUUGCAGCAGCAAACUGGGGCAGUUCCUGGGUGGUGACUGGGAAUGUUUGGGGAGCUUUGGAGAGCACGCCUGGGCACGGGUGCUGUGCAGGGAUUGGUGUGAGGAGCACAGCUCGGGCAGGAUGGGCCCAGGGGGGCUGAACCUGGGUGCCAGGCAGGAAGGGAGUUUGGGUGUGAGCUGGAACCCCUUCUGCCACUGGGUCUGCUCUGCAGGUGCUGAUUUUGGAGGGCUCUGAGUUUUAAACCCCAGCCUGGCUGCAGGGUCCUGUGCAGCUGGGCAGGUCCCUGCUGGCUGCAGAGGGGGCAGAAGAGCUUUUCCACUCAGUACCUGAUGGGUUCCAAGGAAUCCAUUUCAGGGAGUGCUUGUGGCCAGCAGGAAAGCUUUUCUGGGGUCCCUGCCAUGCCUGCAGCUUCCUCUGGCUGUGGAGCCCCCUCACUGCCAGCUCGCUGGUUUUCAGACCCCUCCCCGUGUGCCUCUGCCACUUCCAGCCAUGUGGGAGGGUCGGACCCUCCCCUUGAGCUCGUUUCUGUGUUUUCCCUUCUCCUCGGUCACUUUUGCAGUGACCUCUCACGCUGUGCUCGUUGUUGUCCCUCUGUGUCGCGGCGUUCCCGCAGCCUGGGGCGCUGCGGGGCUGCUCUGUGCCGCAGGGCGCGGAGAGCUCCGGGACCCCGAGCAGAGAGCCCGGUGAAGCUCUGCUCUCCGCCCGGGAGAGGGGCGUGCUUUCCCUGCUGUGAUUUCAGAGCGAUCCUUGGAGUGCCGGCCCGGGGCUGGACCCACCCUCAGCAAUAACCGCGAGCCCCUCCGCCCAGCCCGCCCUUGUUUUAUCCACGAGCUCUGCAAGAAUUGCCAAAGCUGAGGCUUGGGGGUGUCAGGGGCCCCCUGGACUUCCAAAACCCCACUGUGAAAUUCCCUCUCGUUUGCUCCUGAUGCUUUUUACAGAGCGGAGUUUGGAAUGGCGAGGGCGAGCCCCCAUCCCUCAUCCUUUGUUCCCUUCAUCUCUGCGGGGCGCUGGAUUUCUUUGUAAAUAUUUAAACUCUGCUUCUGUGGUUUCAUAAUCCCGACGGCAGGGAAAUAAACUGAUUUC
Molecule: messenger RNA, 2530 nt
Organism: Onychostruthus taczanowskii (white-rumped snowfinch)
Lineage: Eukaryota; Metazoa; Chordata; Aves; Passeriformes; Passeridae
Gene: TMEM222
Product: transmembrane protein 222
Exons: 6
Coding region: 35-583 (182 amino acids)
Source: RefSeq, a predicted model, not a curated record